This is a messenger RNA of Clupea harengus (Atlantic herring), 1058 nucleotides long. Its product is annotated as UDP-glucuronosyltransferase 1-6-like. Bases 1 to 915 code for a protein of 304 amino acids. Lineage: Eukaryota; Metazoa; Chordata; Actinopteri; Clupeiformes; Clupeidae. The record is from RefSeq and is a predicted model, not a curated record. The transcript has a single exon.
AUGUCCAUGGCUGCUGCACGGAUAUCUGUGAGGAGUGCUUUCACCGGGCUGCUGAUCAGCCUCUUGUGCCUGGGCUCUGCUCAGGGUGGGAAGCUGUUAGUGAUCCCAGCAGAUGGCAGCCACUGGACGGGCAUGAAGCCCUUGGUGGAGGAACUGGGGAGGAGAGGCAACCAGGUGGUGGUCGUGAUCCCAGAGGCCAGUCUUAGCAUGGGCCCCUCAGAGCACACCACCACCCUCACCUUUCCCGUACCAUACACCAAGGAAAGCAUGAUGAAGACCAUGGGCAACAACCUGGGCCAUUUAAUGACUACUGAUGUCUCCACCACUGUGGCAAGGUUAAAGAACUACUGGAACAGCAUGGUCAUGCUGAGUAACUAUACCAUGAUAACCUGUGAAAGCAUGCUGUACAACAAGGAGCUGAUGCAGACCUUACGGGAUUAUGACUUUGAUGCUCUCCUCACUGACCCGUUUUGGCCAGUAGGAAUCAUCGCUGGGGCUUAUCUGGACAUUCCCUCUAUCUACAUGCAGGCAUUUCUCCCUUGUCCCCUUGACAUUAUGGCCACACGAUGUCCUAGCCCUGUUUCAUAUUUGCCACUGCGCUACACACACUACAGCAAUCGCAUGAGCUUGUGGGAGAGAGCUGUCAACCUGCUGAGAUCCUUACUGGAGCCCGCAGCCUGCAGUCGUCUGUACAUUUAUGCAGACAAGGUGGCGUCAGACAUCUUGCAGAGGGAGACGUCCAUUGUGGAGCUGGCGAGCGAUGCGGCACUGUGGCUCAUGAGCUUCGACUUUGCCUUGGAGUUCCCCAUGCCUUUGAUGCCUAACAUGAUCAUGAUUGGUGGGAUCAAAGAUGGAAAGCCGAAUCCCCUGCCACAGGUGAGUUGGAUUUGGUCAGGUGAUGCAAAUGUGGACUGAUUAUUGGCAAUCGAGGACAAGUACAUUUGGGACCCAUAUGUUGGAUACAGCUGCAUUAUUCAAGAAGUUAAUCAUUACCUUAAUUCACUGUUGUUGAAUAUUGGAUAGAAAUGCAGCCCCAGUCUUUAGAUAACAUACCAUCC